Acomys russatus (golden spiny mouse) is the source of this 2386-nucleotide messenger RNA. RefSeq names its product TNF alpha induced protein 2 (gene Tnfaip2). NCBI's taxonomy places the organism in Eukaryota, Metazoa, Chordata, Mammalia, Rodentia, Muridae. Gene Ontology annotation, biological process: exocyst localization; exocytosis. The transcript has 12 exons. The coding region runs from base 167 to 2248 and encodes 693 amino acids. Gene Ontology annotation, molecular function: SNARE binding. The record is from RefSeq and is a predicted model, not a curated record. Gene Ontology annotation, cellular component: exocyst.
UCUGGAAUCGACCGGGCCUUGGCCUCCGCCAGCAGCGGAUUUUCCGCGGUUGCGGCUGGUGAGGCAGGCGGAGCCCGGGCGGAGCCUGAGACUAUUUCAGGCUGUGCCCAGCCAGGGCCAGGACUAAGGCGUCCUGUCCCGGACACAGCCUGAGCCAGGGUGAGUGAUGCUGAAGAUGGUGACUUUCUUCCAAGGGCUUCCUGGCCAGCAGUCUGUCCCAGGGACCCUGGACUUCCCUGGAAGCCUCCAAAAGUCACGCUCCACAUCUGAGGCAGACUCAGAGGCCUCCAUGUCAGAGGCUUCCUCCGAGGACCUGAUGGCAGCCCAGGAGGCUGGCAUGGCUCCUGAUGGGGAGGAGUCUGCAAAGAAAAAGGAGAAGACGUCCAAAGGGUUGGCCAACAUGUUCAGUGUUUUCACCAAAGGGAAAAAGAAGAAAAAGAGUCAGCCUAGAUUAUCCGAUCCGGAGGUCCAGCCCAAGUCCAGGCCCGAGCCCGAUGGUCCACUACCCACAGUGGAGGAGAUCAAGGAGGCCCUGGAGCGCGGGCAACUGGAGGCGGCGCGGCAGGUGCUCUCAUUGGAGCGAGAGCUGGAGGCGGCAGCGGUGGCGGGUGGCACGAGCGAGGAGGAGCUGGUGUGGCGGCAGAGCAAGGUGGAGGCGCUGUAUGUGAUGCUUCGCGAUCAGGUGCUCGGGGUGUUGCGGCGGCCACUGGAGGCUGCACCCGACCGCCUGCGCCAGGCUCUGGCCGUGGUGUCACAGCAGGAGCUCGAGGACCGUCGGGCGGCGGAGGGACCCGUGGCGACUGCACUGGCGGCCACGCGCCCGCGGCGCUGGCUGAAACUGUGGAGAAGCGUCGUGGCGGAGGUGGCAGCGGAGCGUCUGGACGCGCAGCCGGCCGUGGUGCCUGACGGCCGUUCUGAGGCCGAGAGCAGGUUCCUUCACAUGGGCCUCACCAUGAAGGAGGACCUGGAGGCUGUGGUGGAGCGUCUGAAACCGCUCUUCCCCGAGGAGUUCAACGUGGUGCACACCUACGCUGAGAGCUACCACGAGCACUUUGCGGCUCACCUGUGCACCUUGGCGCAGUUCGAGCUGUGUGAGAGGGACACCUAUUUGCUGCUGCUCUGGGUGCAGAACUUCUACCCCAAUGAGAUUCUGAACAGCCCUAAGUUGGCACAGGAGCUGCAGGGCAUCAGCCUUGGGAGCCUCCUGCCUCCCAAGCAGAUCAGGUUGUUGGAGGCUGUGUUCCUGUCCAAUGAGGUGGCCAACGUGAAAUUGCUCAUGACCCGAGCUUUGGAGCUAGAGUCUCGGCGCUGGGCCCAGGAUGAGGCUCCCCAAAGCCUGGAUGGCCACUGCCACAGUGAGCUGGCCAUAGACAUCAUCCAGAUUAUUUCGCAAGGCCAGGCCAAGGCUGAGAACAUCACUUCCGAUGUGGGGGCCCAGAUAAAACAGUUGCUCCUGGUGGAGCUGGCUGCGCUACUGAAGAGCUACCAGCGCACCUUUGAUGAGUUUCUAGAGAAAAGCAAACUGCUGAGAAAUUAUAGGGUCAACAUCAUCGCCAACAUCAACAACUGCCUGUCCUUCCGGACAUCUAUGGAGCAGAAGUGGCAGAUACCUCAUGACUCUCUGAGGCACCUGGUGGAGCCCUUGAAAGAGAUCAAGGCUCAUGGCUUCGACACCCUGCUCCAGAGCCUGUUUUUGGACCUGAAGCCACUGUUCAAGAAAUUCACCCAGACCCGCUGGGCAAAGCCAGUUGAGACCCUGGAGGAGAUCAUUGCUACUGUGGACGUCAGGCUGCCUGAGUUUUCAGAGCUGCAGGAUUGCUUUCGGGAGGAACUCAUGGAGGCCGUGCACCUGCACCUGGUGAAAGAGUACAUCAUCCGGCUCAGCAAAAGGCGCCUGGUCCUCAGGACGGCCGAGCAGCAGCAGCAGCUGGCAAAGCACAUCCUGGCCAACGCUGAUGCCAUUCAGCGUUUCUGCACUGAGAAUGGCUCCACCGCAACCUGGCUGUACCGUGCCCUCCCUACCAUAGCUGAGAUUAUCCGCCUACAAGAUCCCAGUGCUAUCAAGAUUGAGGUGGCCACAUAUGUCACCUGUUACCCCGACUUCAGCAAAGGCCACCUGAACGCCAUCCUGGCCAUCAAGGGCAACCUACCAAGCAGCGAAGUCAGGGGUAUCCGGAAUAUUCUGGACGUCAGCACUGGAGCGCAGGAGACGUCCAGGCCCCUAUUUUCACUUAUAAAAGUUGGUUAGCUUUUCCAAGAGUCUGAUGUGCUCAUGAGCAGCCAGCGGACAUCAGGCGCCAUCCCAGUCGGGCAUGCUCAAUGGCCCUGGCUCCAUGACGCCCAUCACCAUCCUCCCACAAUUCUGCAGCUGCGUCUGCCCAGCCCU